This is a messenger RNA of Diachasmimorpha longicaudata, 2109 nucleotides long. RefSeq lists its product as uncharacterized. The transcript is spliced from 2 exons. The record is from RefSeq and is a predicted model, not a curated record. Bases 1 to 1806 code for a protein of 601 amino acids. NCBI's taxonomy places the organism in Eukaryota, Metazoa, Arthropoda, Insecta, Hymenoptera, Braconidae.
AUGACAAUCAGACAUCAGAAACUUCAGUACGAUCUGUUAACCUGGUCUUUCACGAUGUGGAUCGACCGAGUAGCGCGUUACAAGUCACCAAUAAAAAUGACUAGAAAGGAAUUAUGGUGCUCAUACAUGUGCUGCUAUUUUAUAACCCUCGGGGCGGUCAUCUGGGUGUCGAUAUACCUAGCACUCGACCCCGAGAACUACAGAUGGCGUCAGAAGAACGGAGCAGCGAUUUCCACUGCUGCAGAACCAGCAGAAGCGCUACCUCCAAAGCCCGAGGUGCCUCCACACCAGCAGGACGGUACCGCUGAACAGGACCCGGAUCGCCUGAAGAUCAUGAAGCCCCACUCCGACCAGAAGAUCCAUCCGAAGGUCACUGAGCCGCUGAAUCCGGUCAGGGCGAGCAUGACGAUCCAUGUGGAUGUCAGCGGUCCAGGUCAGCAGCUCCAGUGGGUAGUGACGAAGUCCCCUGGUAGUGGUGGUGUGAUGCAGCCGAAGCCGGCGAUUAUCCCGCAUGGACGGAACCCAGAGCCAUUUCCUUGGGGCUUAGCAAUUCCAAGAGGGGAAUAUUCAGAUGUGGAGGGGAGCUCGGGAUUUCCUGAUAGGAAUCAUCAACUCCAGGGGAGAAUUUUAUUUUCUCCGGAUGACGGGAAGUGGGAUAAAGGGCGGGCAGAUGACAGGAGAAUCCCGGUUACUGUCAACCUUGAACUGUCCUCGUCCUCGUCCCUUCAAACGAUUCCGGGUAGAGCUGAGAAGAUCUCAAGGUCAUCACGAACAAUGAAAUUACCCGAUUCUGUGAUCGUUGGAUCUGUCCUUGAAAAGGAAUACGCAACAGGGAUGAGAUCAUCGCCAGAGAUGACGAAAUCGUCGAUUGGGGGAGUCACUUCCAGUCCGUGGAGAGCAGUAUCAGCAUCUAGGGGAAGCAGCGCAAGUGAUAAGAUAAGACAUGUCUUUCCUGCUGAGUCAUCAUCUCCAUUUCAUGCCGGUAAUUCUACCAGUUCAGAGAAUUCCAGGAAGAGAAUUGUGAAUGAGAAGAGAUCAAUUGCGGAUUUUAUGACAGAGAAAGUCAACAGAAAUAAUCUUGACGUUGGAGGUGAUGAUUUAGGAAGAUCAGGAGGGAAAAUAGUUGAGUUAAAGCCCAGUUAUGAGUCCGAGAAAAAAUGGGGAGUGGAUCAAGUUGACCCAGAAUUCAAUUCAACGGUAGUAAGUCAACAGCAAGUGAUUAGACUUGAGUCUAAUGUAACUCAUAACUUGGGAAUGAUUUCAACUGCUCGAGGUGAGUCAGAUGUCAGUCCAACAUCAGCAAGUCAUCAAGAAGUGGAGCUUGAGUUGAGAAGAUUGAUUCCAUCGGGAUUGAACGUGACUCAAGAGAUUGUCGAGAAGUCAGAAAAUCAAUCGGAAGCAAUUUCACAUGACUCGGUCAUCGGUUCUGAGUCAUCGACAGGUUCAGGAGUGACUCAAGCGGCAGAAACAAAUUCGUCACUGAGUCAAUCCCGUUCAGAAGUUCAUUCUAACGAGCCAAAUCUGAUUUCAGAGUCAGAAAGAACUGUAGAAGUAAAAUCAUUUGACUCAGUCAUGACUCGUGACCUCGAGUCAAGCUCCCGAUUGACUCACACCCAUGAAAAUUCGAGUCCUGGCUAUGACUCAAGUCUACACUCCAUCUCAACUGAGUCUUACGAAAGUGUUGACCCGCCAGAGGUACCUGAACACGUCUUGAAUGACUCAAGAGUGACUUACACUGACUCAACAACUAUUCUUCAGGGAGAAUCGACUGAAAAUGACUUUGUCCAUCACCCGGAUCACUCUUAACUCCUCAAAAAUUCAAAUAACCGUUCGGAGACGCUGUAGACAGUCUCAUCAUACCCCAGCGGUGACGCAGACUCAGUAAAAUAAGUCAACCCUGGACAUCGUCCCUCGGAAGUGAUCACCGAAUAAAAGAUGCUCGAGACCUUGAGCGUGCGUGCGCCAGAUUUUAAGAAGCUACUCCCGAGACAACGCCGCCGAAGGAAGAGCAACAAUCGUCGUAACAUCCGGCUGCUAGCCCCAACAACCCAACGUGAAUGAGGUUGAACUGAGGAAAUUUACUCUUCAUGUUUCUCCCACCCUUGACGA